AAAAGUUAUGCUCGGAGGGUUUGCGAUUGCUUCGAGCAUUUUUUUGUAAAAUAGUGAACUAGUGGUUAAUUUCCUUUAUUAUUCACUUUUAACGUUCCUUUAGCUAGUAACAAUUAAUAGGAGUGUGAAAAUACAUUCAAAUUAAGAGUCACUUGGGCUUGAUCUGCAACAUAUCGAUUCGGCGUAUAUAACGUACAAAGCUAGGUUAUAAUUAGAAUUUCGGCUUUUUCCACCAGUGUUAAUUUGAAAUGGAAAGCAUGGAUGUCGCUCAAGAAGGAACCUCGGCAGCGUCUACGCCCGUCGUGGAAAACGGGCCCGACAAGAAUGUUACGGCGGAGGAAAUGACUUCAAGAGACUACUAUUUCGACUCGUAUGCCCAUUUCGGUAUUCACGAGGAGAUGUUAAAGGAUGAAGUUCGCACACUCACGUAUAGGAAUGCUAUGUACCACAAUAAACACUUAUUUAAGGGAAAAAUAGUGUUAGACAUAGGCUGCGGCACGGGCAUCCUGUCAAUGUUCGCCGCCAAGGCGGGAGCGGCCAAGGUGAUCGCGGUGGAGUGCUCGAACAUCGUGGACUACGCGCGCAAGAUCGUCGAGGCCAAUCGGCUCGAUGACGUCAUCGAGAUCAUCAAGGGCAAGGUGGAGGAAAUUGAACUGCCUGUGGAGAAGGUGGACAUCAUCAUCUCGGAGUGGAUGGGCUACUGCCUGUUCUACGAGAGCAUGUUGGACACGGUGCUGUUUGCUCGUGACAAGUGGCUGCAGCCUGAUGGCAUGCUCUUCCCGGACAGAUGCACCCUGUUCAUCUGCGGCAUCGAGGACCGGCAGUACAAGGACGAGAAGAUCAACUGGUGGGACGAUGUGUACGGUUUCGACAUGUCCUCCAUCCGCAAGGUGGCCAUCUCGGAGCCGCUGGUCGACGUGGUUGACGCCAAACAGGUAGUUACGAAUUCGUGUCUGCUGAAAGAAAUAGAUCUUUACACGGUCAAGAAAGAAGAUCUAAACUUCGAAUCUAAAUUCCAUCUGCAAGUCCGCCGCAACGACUUCAUCCAGGCGCUGGUGACAUUCUUCAACGUGGAGUUCACGAAGUCUCACAAGCGGCUCGGGUUCAGCACGGCGCCCGAGGCGCCCUACACUCACUGGAAGCAGACCGUCUUCUACUUCGAUGAGUACAUGACUGUGAAAAAGCAGGAGGAGAUAACAGGUACGUUCUCGAUGCGUCAGAACGCGCGCAACAACCGCGACCUGGACUUCGAGAUCGAGAUCGACUUCAAGGGCGAGUUGUGCCAGGUGCAGGAGAAGAACCACUAUAGGAUGCGCUGAGCGCUACCACUAUAGCUUUCUGCUAGUGUAGCUUUGGUUUUUAACGUACAUUUUAUGCUAUUCUUUUGUAUUAUGGCUGAAUUAAGUGCCCAUCCAUGUGCACACUAGCGCCACGGCUAAAUAAUCGUGAUUAUUUAAAUUUAACGAAAGAUAUUUAAAAAAGGGAGCCGUUAUUUUGUAUUUAAGUAUCUUUUAAUUACAUCAAACUAGUUUUUAUGUUGCUGGAUUCGUCGAUCUAUGAAUUCAAAACAAAAACGUCCGUUUUAACUUUGGACGAAUCCAGCGACAUAAUAACUAGUUUGAUGUAUUUAAAAGGUACUUAAAUACAAAAUACAGUACGUACCCUUUUUUAUUUAAAUACCUGUUGUUAAAUUUACGAUAAUUUAGCAGUGGCGCUAUUGUGCACGUUGAUGGGCUCUUAACACAUUCACUGCCCCCGACGCACAUGUGCGUUCACCGCCAUACAAGUUUGUUCCUAGGCCACGCCCCCUGGCAGUGAAUGCGUUAAAGCGUGGAAGUUGAAGAUACGGCCAAUAUGUUAUUCUGUAGUAAAGCGAUAGCCGGUGUUCGGUAGUAUAUCUGAUGAGGCUUAACCCUUUAGGCUAAGGGAUAUAUAUUUCCCACAUACGGAACUUCAAACAUGUGUUCAAUUUUCGAUGAGAAAGACUGACAUUCAAUUGUCAUUUUUGAAAUGUCAGCCUAGGAUUAAACUUCUGAGACUCCGCAUUCAAAAUUUUGUAUUGGACGCGGGGUCACACAUUACACACGAACGACGACCUUCGAAUGAUCCUUGGAACAUGGCGGAUCGUGCUCCAGACAUUUUUUAUAUUGUUUGCAUUCUGCUGCUUAAUGUAUAAUUUAGAUAGCAUAUUAUGCAGUGAAUGGCAAGUGUGACGGGUGCAGUUAAUGAAGAAUUCUUCUGGAAAUACGAAUAAGUAACCAAUUCUUGGACAUCAUUCGGCGGUUCGUGGUCUCGUCCGCCAUUACGCUUUGUGCUGUUGCUCUAGCUAUCCUCCAGUGCACCGUGAAGGCCUAUCACCGUACAUCAUGCAUUAAUACUUUCUAUUAAUAUUUUACUUGUGAUCUACAUUUACUGUGUUUUGGCAAGGGCCCAUGAGGCUGACACUGCCACAAAAUAAAUUAAGAAAUUCAAUCAAUGCUAUCAUAUUUUUUUUAAAAACGGUUUGAUCGAAUAUAUUCUUUACUUACAGUUAAAGUACAUACAUUAAAAUAUUGGGUGCCUUUGCCAUUUUAGAUCAGACAGGCUUCCAUUUUACUUUUUUAAACAGCCUUUUGUAUGAGCAUUAAGUGUAAAAAAAACCAAAGCUACAUUAAAUUUAUAGGAACGAAUGGACAUGUCCCAGUGUUCUACCGUCUUAUUUUUGAAAUAAGCUUAGUGAUUCUGUAAUAAGUAUUUGGAGCAUACAUGCCAGAAAACUUUAUUUUGUUGUUCUAAGACUUCUAGGUAAUCAGAAUGAAUUUCAUAUUUUCAUCUCACAAUUAUUAUUCCUGAGACUUAUGCAUAAUAACUUAAGAAAUGAGGCGUUUUUCAUGUUUUACCAGGGCACAAAAUUAUUUGUUUUAGAAUCGCUAGCAUUGUGUUUUAUCAGGGAGUAGAUUGGAUAUUUUUUUGUGCCUUUUUAGACACUGCCGUUAAUGUCAAGUUAACCUUUUAGCGCCACUUGCACUAUCCCACUAACCCGGGGUUAACCGGUUAAACCGUUAACCUAGUAUCAAAUUGGACUGGUUACCAUGGUAACUCCAGGUUUAACCGGUUAACCCGGGUUAGUAGGAUGGUGCAAGUAGCCCGUAGUAUUACGAAAUUGUAAGUGGCAUCAAAUAUUUCCGUUGCGCAUAUGUUGCAUAACGCCUUUUUUCUUAAGUUAUUUUACUUGUACUGUGCAUAUUGAGAAAUGCUUUGUACCUAUAAUCACACCUAUAAUUGAUCAGUUUUAUUACCAAAAACGAAUAUAGAAUGAGUUUGCUAUAGUUUUCAUGAAAAGCAUUAAACAUACGAAGUGUUCUUGUGAAAAGAAAAUGAUUCACAAACAAAUAUCUGCCAGAUUAGACAUUUAGGAAUUUGGCCAGAAACAUAUAAGUCACAUCACUUUAUAUAAAAUGGGUUUUUCAGCAUGCAAUCUGUUUUGUAUUUUUGAUAUAUGCUAUAAAAUAACAAUUUAAACACAUGCAUAAUCGACAAUAUUCGUAUGUUUAAUGCUUAAAUAAUUUUGAAUUAUGUUUCAUAAAUUUCAUAAUAUCACAAAAUUCUGUAAGUUUGUUCUUUAAAAUGGUUCAUAAUAGGAAACGCGUUCUUAUUAUAAUGGUCGCUGUAUGUUUAGGAAUAAGGAUAGUUUACACUAGUAUGUAUGAGAAACUCCAGAUAGCUUGGUUAUUUGAAAACAGGAUAUCAAUAUCUUUAGGGGUUUUUUACUAUAUAAAAGGCAGCAUUCCACCAGUUUACGGGACUCUGCGGCACAAGCAUAUUCAGUACGAAAAUCUUUGUGCCGAACAGUGCCGCACAGUGGAGCCGCAGCCGCCAUAAGAUGUCAAACGAAUCCUAAAGGUAUUGAGCUUAUGAUACGACGGGUCAUAUUUUAUAACGUUAAAACACAAGUAAUGACUUUUCGUAGUAAAUAUUGAUAUUGAAUUUAAAUUACAUUGUUUACACUUAUAUUAUGGUGGCCUAAAAGUGUUGCUUUUAUUUUGCGACGCUCUUUUGUCUCCCUUGUGAAAUUUUAGCCUGUGAUUAUGUUCAAUAUCGAUUCGGCCUUGAAAAAUAGUUUGCCAACUCAAAAUGAAUUUCGUUUUAAUUACAAAUAUUGUAAAACUAUUAUGGUUCUGUAGAAUGGGCCGAAAUAGCCUAACAUAGAACUCUGCAUUGGGUAGUUUGCUCGUAUAUGCCAGUGUUACGUAUUAUUCUUGUAUUUUAGGUAUUGUCAUUACGUCCAAUAUAAAACUUCGAGUGAUAGAUCUUGCGAUGUAAAACUACUGUUUAAGGUCGAAGCUUGGAUAUUGGACAUAGUGAUAUGCACUCGGACCACUAUUGGAAUACAGUUUUGAUAAAUUCUUUGCACACCAAAGACUGCCGGAGCUACACUAACGGGAAACGCCGUUGAUUAUGGCGAUAUUGGACGUUUUUCAUAUGGCCACACUGGGAUUAUCACGAUAAUUAACGGCGUUUGCACUAGUGUGGCCUAGGCAUUAUUUUUCUGAAUGAUGUUUCCAACUUUUCGAAAACUUUCAGUAACUUGCACAUUUGUACUCUGUUGUAUGAAGAAUAAUUGUAUUGCAUGACAUAUUUUGUAAACAUAAUUGAAUUUAUAAUACAGGAAUUUUCAAUGCUGUAUGCUAAUAAUUCAGAGUGUCAGUAGUUAGAUUUCUCAUGUUUGUACUAGAUAUGGGCGUGACCGCGAACAUCGUAUGUAUUAUUUUCAAUAGGAGUGUUGUACGCGAUUUACUGUGAUAGUCCUGGUAAUACGCCUAGGUGUAUCUGUGAGAUUCUCAACCCAAGCGAAUUUUGACUCUCGUUGUAACGACUUAAAGUUGAAUUUUGAUAGCCGACUGUGUCGGAAUUUCUACAACAGUGCGUAGUACCGGUGGUACUCUUAAUUUUAGAGGUGCAUAAAUGAGUAAGCCAAA
Messenger RNA from Cydia fagiglandana, 4958 nucleotides. RefSeq names its product protein arginine N-methyltransferase 1 (gene Art1). Gene Ontology annotation, biological process: peptidyl-arginine methylation. Lineage: Eukaryota; Metazoa; Arthropoda; Insecta; Lepidoptera; Tortricidae. The transcript has 8 exons. Gene Ontology annotation, molecular function: protein-arginine N-methyltransferase activity. The record is from RefSeq and is a predicted model, not a curated record. Gene Ontology annotation, cellular component: nucleus. Bases 249 to 1319 code for a protein of 356 amino acids.